Lasiosphaeria miniovina is the source of this 693-nucleotide messenger RNA. Its product is annotated as glycoside hydrolase. Bases 1 to 693 code for a protein of 230 amino acids. Lineage: Eukaryota; Fungi; Ascomycota; Sordariomycetes; Sordariales; Lasiosphaeriaceae. The transcript is spliced from 3 exons. The record is from RefSeq and is a predicted model, not a curated record.
AUGAAGUUUCUCUCGUCCAUGCUACUUGCCGCAGCUGUGGCUGAGGCACAUUACACAUUCCCCAGAUUGGUGGUCAACGGGCAGGCAGAGGAAAAAGACUGGUCCGUCACGCGCAUGACCAAGAACAGCCAGAGCAAGCAGGGCGUGGAGAACGCAGCGAGCGCCGACAUCCGCUGCUACACGUCGCAGACGGCGGCCGGCGUGGCGACGGUGCCGGCCGGCGCCGUGGUCCACUACAUCUCGACGCAGCAGAUCAACCACCCGGGCCCGACGCAGUACUACCUCGCCAAGGUGCCGGCCGGGUCGUCGGCGGCCAAGUUCGACGGGUCGGGCGCCGUGUGGUUCAAGAUCCACACCUCCAUGCCAGCCGUCGACAAGAACAAGCAGCUCACGUGGCCAAACCAGAACGCGUACACGACCGUCAACGCGACCGUCCCCGCGAGCACGCCGCCGGGCGACUACCUGCUGCGCGUGGAGAACAUCGCGCUGCACCUGGCGAUGCAGGCCAACAAGGCGCAGUUCUAUCUCUCGUGCUCGCAGAUCACUGUCACGGGCCCCGGCGGCGGAACGCCUGGUCCGCUGGUGGCGUUGCCCGGCGCGUACAAGAGCAGCGACCCCGGCAUCCUCGUCAACCUCAACGCCAUCAAGCCCGACGCGUAUCAACCGCCCGGGCCGCCGGUGUGGAGCGGCUGA